Molecule: messenger RNA, 2093 nt
Organism: Oncorhynchus gorbuscha (pink salmon)
Lineage: Eukaryota; Metazoa; Chordata; Actinopteri; Salmoniformes; Salmonidae
Product: tubulin alpha chain-like
Exons: 5
Coding region: 286-1641 (451 amino acids)
Biological process (GO): mitotic cell cycle; microtubule cytoskeleton organization
Cellular component (GO): cytoplasm; microtubule
Molecular function (GO): structural constituent of cytoskeleton; GTP binding
Source: RefSeq, a predicted model, not a curated record
GGGAAGCGGGGGUUAGAAGAAGGAGGUUGGUGCAGCAAAAGUCAUACUCUAAUUUAAUACAUGAAUUAACUCCUUGUUAGAGUCUGGCCUCUGAAAAUUUCUGUCAAGCAUCUUCAACUUCUUUUUUAAAAUUUUAUUUUUAUUUUUAUGGAAUCCUAUUUUGCACCGCCUCCGCCUCCUCCCGCAGUGGCCAGCGCACUCUGAAGCUGUCUAGAGAAGUGUGCACUGUUCGUCUUUCCGGCGCCUCUAUCCCAGCAUCAUACCUUUCCUCAUAAAGCAAUCAAAAUGCGUGAAUGUAUCUCAGUACACGUGGGUCAGGCUGGAGUCCAGAUGGGCAAUGCAUGCUGGGAACUCUACUGUCUGGAGCACGGGAUCCAGCCUGAUGGUCAGAUGCCCAGUGACAAGACCAUUGGAGGAGGAGACGACUCCUUCAACACCUUCUUCAGUGAGACUGGAGCAGGCAAGCAUGUCCCCAGGGCUGUGUUUGUGGAUCUGGAGCCCACUGUCAUUGAUGAGGUGCGCACAGGAACUUACCGCCAACUCUUCCAUCCUGAGCAGUUGAUCACUGGGAAGGAGGAUGCAGCCAACAACUACGCCCGUGGGCAUUACACCAUCGGCAAAGAGAUCAUAGACAUGGUUCUGGACAGGACUCGCAAACUGGCUGACCAGUGCACUGGCCUCCAGGGCUUCCUGGUCUUCCACAGCUUUGGAGGUGGCACCGGUUCCGGUUUCACCUCCCUGUUAAUGGAACGCCUGUCUGUUGACUAUGGCAAGAAGUCCAAGCUUGAGUUCUCCAUCUACCCAGCUCCCCAGGUAUCCACAGCUGUUGUUGAGCCCUACAACGCCAUCCUCACCACCCACACCACCCUGGAACAUUCAGACUGUGCUUUCAUGGUAGACAAUGAGGCUAUCUAUGACAUCUGCCGUAGGAACCUUGAUAUUGAGCGUCCGUCCUAUACUAAUCUUAACAGGUUGAUUGGCCAGAUUGUGUCCUCCAUCACUGCUUCCCUCCGAUUCGAUGGUGCCCUCAAUGUUGAUCUGACAGAGUUCCAGACCAACUUGGUGCCCUAUCCCCGUAUCCACUUCCCUCUGGCCACCUAUGCCCCAGUGAUCUCAGCAGAGAGGGCUUACCAUGAGCAACUAUCUGUGUCUGAGAUCACCAAUGCUUGCUUUGAGCCAUGUAAUCAGAUGGUAAAAUGUGACCCACGUCACGGCAAGUACAUGGCCUGCUGUCUGCUGUAUCGUGGUGACGUUGUGCCCAAAGAUGUUAACGCUGCCAUUGCCACCAUCAAAACAAAACGCUCCAUCCAGUUUGUAGACUGGUGCCCAACUGGUUUCAAGGUUGGUAUCAACUACCAGCCCCCAACUGUGGUACCUGGUGGAGAUCUGGCCAAGGUCCAGAGGGCAGUGUGUAUGCUUAGCAACACCACUGCUAUUGCAGAGGCCUGGGCCCGCCUUGACCACAAGUUUGACCUGAUGUAUGCCAAGCGUGCUUUCGUGCAUUGGUACGUAGGUGAGGGUAUGGAGGAGGGAGAGUUCUCUGAGGCCAGGGAAGACAUGGCUGCCCUGGAGAAAGAUUAUGAGGAGGUGGGUGUCGACUCCAUUGAGGGAGAGGGAGAGGAGGAGGGAGAGGAGUAUUAAAUACCCUGCCAAAUUCACACAUUCCUAUGUGACCCAGAGCUGAGAAUGACUGAAUUGUUUCCACUACACUUUUGGAAAAAGGGUUAAAAAAGGGUUCUUCGACCAUCCCCAUAGGAUAACCCUUUUUGCUUCCAGGUGAAUCAUUUUUGGUUCCAGGUAAAAAAAACAUUUGAGUUCCAAAAGGGUUCAACCGUGAACCAAAAAGAGUUCUUCAAAGGGUUCUCUAACAGGGACAGCCAAAGAACCCUUUUAGGUUCUAGAUAUAACCUUUUUUUCUAAGAGUGUAUGAUUCUGUCUUGAACAACCAAUAUAAUGAAGUAGCAGGAUGGUAAGGUGUAGUCUACAAGUCUUAAAAUAUGCUCACUCACAAAGGCUGAUGUCCUUGCUUAAUCUGUGCUUUUGUAGCGAGAUCCUAAUAAAAUGAUCAUCAAUAAAGGAGUUUGUUCUCUGUC